AUGUCGUCAAAAAGAUUAAAUGCUAAUUAUGAGGGAAAGGAACGACUGGAAACGGAGUUGAGAUCAGGAAGGAUCAGUGAAAAUGAAUCUAUGUGUCUGACAUUAUUAUUAUUAUUAUUAUUAUUAUUAUUAUUAUUAUUAUUAUUAUUAUUAUUAUUAUUAUUAUUAUUAUUAUUAUUAUUAUUAUUAUUAUUAUUAUUAUUAUUAUUAUUAUUAUUAUUAUUAUUAUUAUUAUUAUUAUUAUUAUUAUUAUUAUUAUUAUUAUUAUUAUUAUUAUUACUAUUGCUAUUAUUACUAUUAUUACUAUUGCUAUUAUUAUUCUUAUCCUUAUUAUUGGCAAUAUGA
Molecule: messenger RNA, 345 nt
Organism: Necator americanus (New World hookworm)
Lineage: Eukaryota; Metazoa; Nematoda; Chromadorea; Rhabditida; Ancylostomatidae
Exons: 2
Coding region: 1-345 (114 amino acids)
Biological process (GO): transmembrane transport
Cellular component (GO): membrane
Source: RefSeq, a predicted model, not a curated record